Micropterus salmoides (largemouth bass) is the source of this 1201-nucleotide messenger RNA. RefSeq names its product eukaryotic translation initiation factor 4E-binding protein 3-like. NCBI's taxonomy places the organism in Eukaryota, Metazoa, Chordata, Actinopteri, Centrarchiformes, Centrarchidae. Gene Ontology annotation, biological process: negative regulation of translational initiation. Gene Ontology annotation, cellular component: cytoplasm. The record is from RefSeq and is a predicted model, not a curated record. Gene Ontology annotation, molecular function: eukaryotic initiation factor 4E binding.
ACGAGUGACUACUGCAGCUGUGGGUGCUACAAAUACAGCACAUGGUGGCGUUUGGUAGCUGCUUGUAACGACGGACACCAGCGGGCCCCAGACUCCGUGCUUGUUUGAAUUCUCAGUUUAGAAGUUAAAGUUGGAUACCUUUUCUUUCGGCCACUUUUUCUUGUAAAGCGCCUAACUAAGUUAGCGUUACUUUUGAAGUUUGUCUUCGUGCAAGGCUGUGAGCGAGGGUUAUACAGAGGACUUCUAAAAACCACUUCUUCCAUUCCGCCCGCAGCAGCUAAGCAUAAGCUAGCAUGUCGACCGGCACAAAUGAAGUUAAAAGCUGCCCCAUCCCCACCAGGGUGCUCACCCUGAAGGACUGGUCCCAGCUACCCGACUGUUACAGCCAGACACCCGGGGGGACCCUCUUCUCCACCACACCCGGAGGCACACGUAUCAUCUAUGACAGGAAGUUUCUUUUGGAUUGUCGAAACUCACCUCUUGCCCGAACCCCCCCAUGCUGUCUGCCCCAGAUCCCUGUAACAGUACCUGCUACACACCCCAUGGGGAAACUGCAGGAUCUCAAAGAGGAGGCGGAGGAGGAAGAGAAAGACAUUGCAGAUGACAACCAGUUUGAGAUGGACAUCUGAGCUCCAGUAUUACCUCCUGUGGAGAGUUAGUUAAAUUACCCCAAUGCAUUAUAUAUAAAGCUUUUUUCACCUUUUUUUUUUUUCUUUUAAAAAAAAUAAAAGCUUUAGUGGGGAACUAAAAAGGAAAACACAGAAAACUGUAGGGCGCUUUUGACCCUAAAAAAGUGUUAAGUAUAAAAAUGGUAUUAAAUGGGUUGAUUGGUUGCUCACUCACUUCAGAGCUGCAGCAGGAUUGAAAAAAUCCAUUUUGAUUUAACCUUUUUUUUUAUCUUUUGUAAAUAAGAAAAUUGUACUAUGUAGCCUAUUUUUUAAGUUGGGGAAUAUAAAAUGAUUACAAUUUUUCACUGCAGGCAUCAGUUUUGUUUUGUUGUAUUCCCCUCCUCCUCCUCCUACCCCUCCUCCCUCACCCCACCCCACCCCACCCCAAAAGAAGGAUGGCUAACUUUCCUUGUCAUAGGCAAACAAGUGUCCUAAUGUUGGGGUCAGGGCCUACUGAAAAUCAGCUACUCUGUUUUAAAUGGACGGAGAGAUGAAAUGUGAAUAAUUUCAAAUAAAGGCUGCUUGAAACGCCA